Oncorhynchus keta (chum salmon) is the source of this 2172-nucleotide messenger RNA. RefSeq lists its product as uncharacterized. The coding region runs from base 477 to 914 and encodes 145 amino acids. The record is from RefSeq and is a predicted model, not a curated record. The transcript has 3 exons. NCBI's taxonomy places the organism in Eukaryota, Metazoa, Chordata, Actinopteri, Salmoniformes, Salmonidae.
ACAGUAAUGAGGUAGUCAUUCAAAAAUUAUGUUAAACACUAUUAUUGCACACAGAAUGAGUCCAUGCAACAUAUUAUUUGACUUGUUAAUCACAUCUUUACUCCUGAACUUAUUGAGGCCAUAUCAAAAGGGUUGAAUAUUUGACUCAAGACUUCAGUUUUUUAUUCAUUUGUAAAACUUUGAAAAAACAAUUUAACUUUGAUGUUAUGGGGUAUUGUGUGUAAGACAGUGACACAAACGGUGCUUUCGUAAAUUCACUCUGAAAUCUGCUCCGAUUUCAGAGGACUAUUGUCUAAGUGUGCCAAAGUGCAGAAUAUCUGAUCAAUUUACGAACGUGCAACACCCGUUGAAUAUGGCCUGUGUUGGUAAACGUCGGCAAAAAAAUUUGUAAUUAAGUUGUUGCCAGCAGCACAGUUAGUCACCAAUGCUCUGGAUAAAAUGAAAACAGCAUAACCAGCUCUGCUAGGGCGAGUAAAAUGGUCAGAAUGAGGUGUUCUUGCAUGUGUCUGGAAGUAGCUACCAAAGUAGCCAACGUUAGACAGUUAGCUUGGGUGCCGUUGUGUGGUCGGGACGCUCGGACCAACCCUACUCCGUUAGAGCGUCUACUGUGUGAAAAAGUCAAGGGAGUGAGGUUCGCAUCCUUGGAUUACUCUCCGGGGCCUUACCGUGAACACUAUGAAGACUACCCGAGGAGUUUCGACCUCCAGACAUUCCACGCCCUGGACGUUCUACGCCAGAGCACCAGCGCCUCUCAAUGUGCCACUGAGACGGCUUACCAAGAGGAGUUUGGCCUGCAGUCCCACCUCAACCCUCCGGAUAACACUAAGUUUACCCUGUACUCUCACCCUGGGCCUAUGCAACGGUUGGAGACAGGGAGUGAAGAGGAACAUUUUACACCAUGGCAAUCAAACUGAACUCCAUCCAUGAAAAGUAACCAAUGAAAAUGGUGCAUUGCAUGUAUUUUUGUUUGAAUGACAGGUUGUAAAAUCUUGCAUUGCAAUCAUAUAUAUGACUCUAGAAGCAUUUCAUCUCAAGUAAUGCUGAUAUAUAAUGUGUUUAUUAUAUAUACAGUACCAGUCAAAAGUUUGGACCCACCUACUCAUUCAAGGGUUUCUCUUUAUUUUGACUAUUUUUGACAUUGUUGAAUAAUGGUGAAGACGUCACAACACGUGGAAUCACGAAGUGCAAAGCUGUCAUCAAGGCAAAGGGUGGCCAUUUGGUCCAUAUGUGCCAUUUCAAACUUUCAACUGGUACUGUAUAUUUCUAUGAAAGUCCAUUGGCACAAAAAGUGUAAUUAAAUCCAAAAAUGGCAGCAAACACGAAUCAAAUCAAAUCAGUCUUUAUUUAUUUAUAUAGCACAUUUCAGACAUGGAAGCACAGGGGGGGGAAAAAAUGAAAUAAAUAUAAAUAAAAACAGAAAUAUUUACUAAACAACAAACAUCAGAGGAUAAAAAAAACUAAAGAAUAACAAUAAAAAAUGAAAAGCACCCUAAGGAAAAGCAGAGCCAAAAAGAUGUGUUUUAAGAUCGCUUUUAAAUAUGUCCACAGUUUCGGCCCACUCAGGUUCUCUGGCAGGCUAUUCCAGAGUCUGGGGGCAUAGUAACUAAAGUCUGCCUCUCUAUGACUCUUGGUCCUUGGCUUUGGGAUAGUUAAAAGGCCAGUGCCAGAGGACCUGAAGGACAUACUGAGUACAUAACUGUCAUGUCUGGCAUGUUUUGGGGUGCAACAAUCGUGGAUUGAUUUCAAAACCAAAAGAAUAAUCUUGAAAUGAAUUAUAAAAACUCACAGGCAGCCAGUGCAGAGACUUUAAACCAGGUGUAAUGUGUGCUCUCUGUCUGGUCUUGGUCAGUACCCGCGCUGCAGUAUCCUGUAUGUUUUGCAGUUGACCAAUGGCUUUCUUGGGUAGACCAGACAUGAGAGCAUUACAGUAGUCAAGCUUACUUGUGAUAAAAGCAUGGAUGAGUCUCUCUGUAUCAGCCUGAGAGAGGAACGGCCGGACCUUGGCAAUGUUCAUCAGGUGGUAAAAACCUAUUUGGGUCACAUUCCUAAUGUGUGAUUCGAAAUUGAGUUCAUAAUCUAAAAUGACACCUAGGGUUUUUACCUGGUGUUUUAUCUUUAUUGCCCGUGAAUAAAAAUGUGCAGCCAGAGUCUCUCUCUGUGCUUUGACUCCAA